This is a messenger RNA of Rhagoletis zephyria (snowberry fruit fly), 495 nucleotides long. RefSeq names its product N66 matrix protein-like. The record is from RefSeq and is a predicted model, not a curated record. NCBI's taxonomy places the organism in Eukaryota, Metazoa, Arthropoda, Insecta, Diptera, Tephritidae.
AUGGUAAUAAUAAGUUAUAAUUACGGUAAUGGUAAUGAUUGUGCUAAUGCUAAUGGUAAUGAUGGUAGUGAUAAUGCAAAAUGUAAAUGGCAAGGGAAUAGUAAUGGUUGUGGUAAUGCUAAUGGUAAUGAUAGUAGGGGUAAACAUAUUGGCAACUGUAAUGGUAAUAGUAAUGGUAAUGAUAAUGAUAAUGAUAAUUGUAUGGGUAAUGACAAUGGCAAUGGUAGUGGUAAUGGAAAAGAUGUUGGCGAUCUACCAGAGUUGCACUCACGGAUCCAAAUAAAUGAAUCCAGAACACGGCGACCUAGUGCCCGAUGUGCAGAUCGUGCUUAUGUUAGAAAAGAACUCUUCGAAGACGACGGAGUUGAUGUCUUACUACCCGACUAUGCCCAGAUACCAAUAAAAAUUUCGCGCAUGAAAGGCGACAUAGCUGAUGGCGUGCCAGCUGAGCUAUUCAAGUACAGCAACGAGGAGCUGACAAGAUACAAUCAUUAA